AUGGAUUCUGUCAAAACCAGAUUUCGUUCCGAGGGAUUCAAUGCGUCUCUCUCCAAUAUCUUGUCGAAUGGAAUUGUAAUUGUUGUGGCCCUACAAGUGUCUGGUAUGAUUGCUAUAGACGUUCCAACUUUCAAGAUGGUGAUUGAUGAGGUGCAACGGGCGAUUCCGGGGGAAGCGCGGGUGACUGAGGCCACAUUCGGUACCAAGACCCAAUUCUUCACGUCUAUCUUGGGGGAAUCCUGGCUGAUUGCGAGUGUGAUAACCGUGUUUGCGCCGGCACAUUCUAACCAUGCAUGGGCGACUGUUGUAAGGUGA
Messenger RNA from Aspergillus calidoustus, 315 nucleotides. Lineage: Eukaryota; Fungi; Ascomycota; Eurotiomycetes; Eurotiales; Aspergillaceae. The record is from the annotation of a GenBank genome assembly.